AUCACAUUAAUCUUCAGCACGUGAAAUGGAAUGAACACCCCUACUUUUGAAAUGGACUAUUCUCAAGUCAUUGCGGAAGUAGAUUUUUCGUGGGUGUACAGUGGCGAGAUAGACUUCACAAAGAGCGGUUAGAUUUAAACGUUAGAAGAACCUUGAAAUCAUCAAUUAUGUCUGGAUUAAGGAAAGCCAAGAAAUAUGACUGGAAGGAUUCUAAUCUGGCAUUGUUUGGAUCAGACACAGAGAAAAAUAUCAAAAAGGAAUCUGCUGCCACAGAGCCAGCUUGGCAGAAAGCAGGUCAGGAAGUUGGCAUUCAGAUCUGGAGAAUUGUGAACUUUAAGGUGACACAAUGGCCCAAAGAGGACUAUGGAAAGUUCUACAAUGGUGAUUCUUACAUCAUUCUGAAUACCUAUAAAGAUGAUGAUGAGGAAGAGCUACAAUAUGAUGUCCAUUUCUGGAUUGGUUCACAAAGUACACAGGAUGAGUAUGGUACAGCAGCAUACAAGACUGUAGAGCUGGACACAUUCCUCAAUGACAAACCUGUCCAGCAUAGGGAGGUACAGGGGUUCGAAUCUGACAUGUUCAAGAGCUAUUUCAAGACCAUCACAAUAAUGAAAGGCGGUGCCGAUACGGGAUUCAGGAAGGUUAAACCAGAGGAGUACACUCCUCGCCUUCUCCACUUCUCAGGAACCAGAAAGAAUGUAGAAGUAAGGGAGGUAACCCGUAACAAAAAGAGUCUGAACUCUGGUGAUGUGUUUAUCUUAGAUCAGGGACUUAAGAUUUAUCAAUGGAAUGGUAGUGGCAGUAAUAAGGAUGAGAGGAUGAAGGCAAUGCAGUUCUUGAUUCAGUUGAAAAGUGAAAGAAAUGGAAGACCAAACACUGAGACCCUUGAUGAGGGUAGUACUGAACCUGGGCACGACUUCUUCAAGUCCCUGGAUGAGGAAGAUGAUGGUGAUGACGAUGUUAGCGGUUUUGUUGCACAGGAUGACCAGAAGGAACUUUACCGUCUCUCCGAUGCUAGCGGUCAACUGAAUUAUAAACUGGAGAAGAAGGGUGAUGUGUCAAUGGGUGACUUUGAUACCAAGGAUGUUUUCCUGUUGGACACAAAGAAGUCAUUGUUUGUUUGGAUAGGAAAAGGAGCCAGUGAAGCGGAAAGAAGAAAUGCAAUGGGUUAUGCACAUAAUUUUCUACAGAAAACUAAUCAUCCCUUGGUACCAGUCUGCUGUUUAGCAGAGGGUGGCAGACAGGAUGCCCAGUUUCAGAUGGCUAUUGCAGCUUAGAAAACAACAAAACUGUUAUAUAUACCGGGGGAGGAAAAUAGAAUAGCCGUUAAUAAUAUUUAAUGUAGGGGGGAAAAACUGACAAUUUUUAUAAUUUUGUAUUCUGAUAUCACAAACUUGUUAAAAUUCUAUGUAUUGACAUAAGCUGCCAUUUGUAUUCUUUUUGUUUUGGUUAUCUUUUGUUGUUAAGUCUUAAUAUUGCUAUUGUCUUUAGUAAUGCUAUAUUUGUAAUUGCUCUAAUUCCUGAAGCUGCUAUUAUUUAUUUAUUUGAUUUUAUACAUUUGUCCAACAAGACUAAUUUAGACAAAUAUUUAGGUACAAAGGAUUGGGGAAAAAAGAGUAAAGUUUAGGUCUAUAUUGUUGAAGAGUUUGCAUCUAUAAGCAGAAAUUUGUAAUGUUGUGGUAUUGAUAAUGAUUUUAUGUGUGAUAUGUAAAAUAAAUUUACUUUGAUUUUUUUUUUUUUUUUUUUUGGGGGGGGGGGGGGGGGGGGUUCUUAUUUCUAAGAAAUUAAUGCUGAUAAAAAUGCAUGAACGGAUUUAUCAUUUAAGCAGCCCAGUUUAUCUACUCAAAUUUUCCUCUUUUUUUUAGUAUAUUUUUUUUUCUGUAUUUGUUUUCUUUGUUUACCUACUAUGGGACCAUGUUUCGUUGUAUAUGUAUUGUAUGUUACUUAUUAUGUAAAGUGCACUUAGUACUUGAGACCAAAACUUUUAUAAUGUGAUAAUAUUCUUGUAUGAUCAUAAAUAAAGUUUUAUGAUAAGUGAAGUUGCAUUGGAAUCAUAAAUCACUGUCAA
Ruditapes philippinarum (Manila clam) is the source of this 2068-nucleotide messenger RNA. Its product is annotated as gelsolin-like protein 2. Gene Ontology annotation, molecular function: actin filament binding. The coding region runs from base 168 to 1277 and encodes 369 amino acids. The transcript is spliced from 11 exons. NCBI's taxonomy places the organism in Eukaryota, Metazoa, Mollusca, Bivalvia, Venerida, Veneridae. The record is from RefSeq and is a predicted model, not a curated record.